CCCUGACGGUCACCAAAGCUCACGCACUUCGUUCUUGUACCACCUUAGUGUCUGACACAUCCCAAUAGCACAGUUUUAUUAUCGUUUUUGUCUGGAUAAUGCCUGCCACAAGGACAACAUCACGCUCAACGAAGCGCGCUGGCACCGACUCGGAUAAACACAAGACAAUAACCUCAAGUGCUACCAUAGUCGCAGAGGAAAUGCAGGACCUGGCAGACUGCAACAUUCAUUAUCCGUCAAGCGAAAAUGAACGCAAAACUUACAAGACGCGCGACGGCAAGCGCGUCACUCCACAUCAAUGGGCAGUAUACGAUUUUACCAGAACGAUUCCUUGCGGUCGUGUUACGACGUACAAGGACAUCUGCGUCGCUCUUGGGCAAGGUUCGCCGCGAUCAGUUGGCUCUGCGCUUCGAAACAAUCCAUUUGCACCAUUUGUGCCUUGCCACCGCAUCAUCGCGUCAAAUAUGUACAUUGGUGGAUUCUUCGGCGAGUGGGGUACUGGCGCAAACGCAAGGGGUGGACAGAAGAACACUGGGUUACAGUGCAAUAGAAAGAUGGAGAUGCUUGCAAAAGAGGGGGUUACGUUUUCCGUGGAAGGGUAUCUUACAGAUGAUUCUCAGCUUUGGAUUGGGAGAGGUUGAAAUGGCCUUGGCAGUUGUGUACUAUGAUGCCACCGGAGUAAGCUACUGUUGGGUAUCGCCGGUUCACCAUCGAUGUCCGCCAAAACAAUAUAAAUGAAUAAUUGGCUGUAGAGGUUCGACGAGCCUGUGUUUCUGAUAUGUAUUACUUGUAUCAUCUUUCUGGUCUGCGUGUUGGAUGCAAUCUAGGACGAAAGACUCAACUCAUCA
This is a messenger RNA of Suillus fuscotomentosus, 848 nucleotides long. Its product is annotated as 6-O-methylguanine DNA methyltransferase. Gene Ontology annotation, molecular function: methylated-DNA-[protein]-cysteine S-methyltransferase activity. NCBI's taxonomy places the organism in Eukaryota, Fungi, Basidiomycota, Agaricomycetes, Boletales, Suillaceae. The transcript has 4 exons. The record is from RefSeq and is a predicted model, not a curated record. Bases 99 to 641 code for a protein of 180 amino acids. Gene Ontology annotation, biological process: DNA repair.